Pistacia vera is the source of this 753-nucleotide messenger RNA. Its product is annotated as zinc finger BED domain-containing protein RICESLEEPER 1-like. The record is from RefSeq and is a predicted model, not a curated record. Gene Ontology annotation, molecular function: DNA binding. NCBI's taxonomy places the organism in Eukaryota, Viridiplantae, Streptophyta, Magnoliopsida, Sapindales, Anacardiaceae. The transcript has 2 exons. The coding region runs from base 1 to 753 and encodes 250 amino acids.
AUGAAGUUUGGAGAAUUUGUUAAACAAAUUGGUGUAAUAAGCUCAAAAGGAUUGCGAAUGGAUGUUCCCACGAGAUGGAAUUCCACUUAUUUAAUGCUUGAAAGUGCGUUAAUAUACCGUCGUGUGUUUGUUCAUUUGGCACUAAUAGAUCCCAAUUAUAAAAGUUGUCCUUCAAAUGAAGAAUGGGAUAGGGGCGAGAGGAUUUGCAAGUUUUUGCAACCGUUUUAUGAGAUCAUUACUCUUUUUUCGGGUUCCCAGUACCCCACAGCAAUCUUGCAUCUCAGAAAUGUGUGGAGAAUUCAAGUGCGUUUAUACGAAGAGAUGGAAAAUGAGGAUGAAGUUCUUAAUACCAUGGCAAGUCAAAUGAAAGGAAAAUUUGACAAAUAUUGGGAUUCUUAUACUGUUGUGUUAGCAAUUGCAGUAAUUCUGGACCCACGUUUAAAGUUUGAGUUUGUUGAGUUUUGUUACAAAAAAGUUGAUGGCUCAGUAGUUGCAACAAAAAAGUUGGAGUUGGUGCAACAGGAGUUGUAUAGGCUUUUUGCUGCUUAUGAGAGUCUAAGUGGCCAUGAGGUUCCCACUGGAGAUGAUUGCGUACAAGCUAGUAAUCCUAAUAUCAUUGGAGAUGAUAUUUGUAAAUUUAACUACUACAAGAGUGACUUUAGUGCUACUAAGAAGUCCGAAUUGGAUACUUAUUUGGGAGAGGCAAGGUUUGAUCGCAUCAAAUUUUGCAAUUUGGAUGUCCUGGACCAUUGA